This is a messenger RNA of Aureobasidium subglaciale EXF-2481, 1850 nucleotides long. RefSeq lists its product as uncharacterized. Gene Ontology annotation, biological process: transmembrane transport. The transcript has a single exon. The record is from RefSeq and is a predicted model, not a curated record. Lineage: Eukaryota; Fungi; Ascomycota; Dothideomycetes; Dothideales; Saccotheciaceae. Bases 27 to 1829 code for a protein of 600 amino acids. Gene Ontology annotation, molecular function: transmembrane transporter activity.
CUCCUGCGUCUGUACUGCCAUUCACGAUGCGCACCUUCCCCACUCUCACUGCGACAAAGUUGCAAGCCGCGGCAUACUUGCUCGGAGUAGCCCUCUUCUCAAUCUCAUUUCUGGUCUUCCUCAACGCUUCAAUCUCGUUUGUUGUUACGGAUGUUAUUGGACGCAAGCAUGGUGUUGGCGAUGUAGUCGGCACACUGGGCUUUGCUGACGAGCUUGUGGCUUUGGUCGCAUGUCCACUCUGGGGACUUUUGAGCGACAAAAUCGGUGUCAGGAAUGUGGCUGUCAUGGGCUAUCUCGUCAUUGGUGCCAGCCUUAUGUUGCUGGUACAGAGUCACAAUGUAUACCCGCAACUACUGAUCGGCAGAAUGGCAUUCAGCGUUGGUGGCGCUGCUUGCUCGACCAUGGUCACUGCUAUCCUUCCCUCGAUGACCGCGGAACGAAAGCAGACCACGUCAUCAGAAGCCACUCAAACUUAUGGAGAAGGUAUUGUCACACCGACGAAUCCCAGUGCUCGCCACUCCGGUGCUUUCAGCAUCAGCAGUGAGGUCACCAUCACCCCAGCACGAUAUGUGCAAAGGCCGCCCAACCUCAGACGACGAUCACAGAAGCGUCGCUUUACGACAGAUCCUGCUAUGCCCAAGAAGUCAGACCUCAGUCAGCUUGCUGGCUACGUGGGCAUGUUUACUGGAAUUGGUGCUUUGGUAGCCGUCGGCAUCUUCUUACCUCUCCCUGUAAAGUUCUCUGGAAAGGGUGUCGCUCAGGCAGAUGCUGUCAAAGACAGCUUCUACACCGUCGGUACCGUGUCGAUCGUUGUUGCCAUACUCGUCUCAUUGACUCUUCGCGGACUGCCUGGUGAAGAGGACAAAGGCUUCCACAGGCUCUUUUACUCUGGACGAAGCACCGAGGAACACGAAGCCAACGACUCGUCCUCGACACAUACCACACCGUCAUACUAUCAGCUUGUGCGUUCCGCUGUCCUGCUCGGCUUUACAGACUCUCGGAUUGCUUUGGGCUACCUGGGUGGAUUCGUCGCGAGAGCUUCUUCAGUCGGCAUAUCAUUGUUCGUCCCACUCUUUGUCAACGCCUACUUCAUCCGCGAGGGACUUUGUACCAACGACCCAAGCGAAGAUAUCAAGUCCGGUUGCAAGCGUGCCUACACUCUGGCGUCGAUGCUUACCGGAUUCUCGCAGUUGACUGCGCUGCUCGCUGCCCCUCUGUUUGGCUGGUUCAACGGGUACAUGAGCGAGAAAGGGCAAAUGUCAUACCUUCCCCUAGGUCUUGGUGCUAUCGCCGGCAUCUUCGGAUGUGUCUCAUUCGGGUUACUGGAUAACCCCGAUCCAUUCCACGGAAGCGCAGACGGCAAAGGCGCCAUCUUGGCCGUCAUCCUUCUGGGCUUCAGUCAAAUCUCAGCCAUCGUGUGCUCGCUCGGCAUUCUCGCCAAAGGUAUUCAAGCCUCUACCCCCGCAAUCUCUUCAACAUCAACAACAGAACCAAACACCGUACCUGAAGCACAGGAAGAGCAAUCCGAAGAUACAGAGACCGCAGCACCCACAGAAGCAGCUCCACUCCUCCCCCCAGUCGCAGAAGAAGCACUCUACCCUCCUGAAAUCGACAGAGCACAACUCAAAGGCACAAUUGCAGGUGUAUACUCUCUCGCUGGCGGAGUGGGUAUCCUCCUUCUUACCAAAGUGGGUGGUAUACUCUUCGAUAAGAAGAGUACAGGUGCACCAUUUUACAUGCUUGCAGGCUUCAAUGCUAUUUUACUUGUUGCGGUCAUGAUUGUUUUUAUCGCACAGAGGUUGCGAAAGACUACGGUUCCUGAGGUUUAAGAUGGAUUAGCUCACGUAGAG